GCCGAAAUGAAGCGCAUGGAUCAGGAAUUUCAAGAUGUAAAACAGGAAUAUCUUAAUGAUUUGGAUCGGAUUCGUGCCAAGAGGAAUGAAUUGGCUUCUUAUUUCAAUAAUAUUGAAAUAUUGGAUUGUAUAUUAAUUAACGGUUUGUUUAGGAUGCUUGCAAAUGAUAGAAUGGAAUUUAUUCAUAUUUUAAAAGAAGAGAUCCGAAAGUUAAACAUUAAAAUUGCAGCUUUUGAAGGCAACAAAAAUUCCAUUGAGCAUAUCCGUAAUGUUCAGCUUACGCCUAAUGAAUUGAGUUUUAGAGAAUCCCAAGGCACCGAUAUAGCGAAAGAUGAUAAAUUAUUAAGAUCUAACCAAAAUUCACCAACAAUGGACUCACAGCAGCCUAUGGACGUUAAAGAGCUUAUUAAGAAAAUUAAAGAGCUCGAGCUCAUGAAUGACAUUUUAAAAAAAUCUUGGGAGAUUGAGUCAUUAUUCAACCAGUUGGAACAAAGGGAUGAUGCGAAUCACAAAAAAGCUUUCGAAAUUUGUACACAAGAUCAGAGAGUUUACACACUUAAACAAUCGGAAAAUCACAGUAAUGAAGCAAGUACUACUGCCCAAACUUUAACUAUAUAUAAACAAAAAUUACAAGAGUUUGAACUUGAAAUUAAACGUUAUAAAAUCAAAUUAAGGAGGCGAGAUGAAGAACAGAGGGCAGUGGAAAAAGAACUAAGACAUGUAAAAGAACAAUUAGAAGUAAAGAAAGAACAAAUGGAAGAAUUAAGGAGAAACGUGGCAGCAGUUCCAUCAGAAACGCAAAGGCUUCUUGAGGCUUAUGAG
Molecule: messenger RNA, 822 nt
Organism: Racocetra fulgida
Lineage: Eukaryota; Fungi; Glomeromycota; Glomeromycetes; Diversisporales; Gigasporaceae
Source: the annotation of a GenBank genome assembly